Microtus oregoni (creeping vole) is the source of this 738-nucleotide messenger RNA. Its product is annotated as odorant-binding protein 2a-like. NCBI's taxonomy places the organism in Eukaryota, Metazoa, Chordata, Mammalia, Rodentia, Cricetidae. Gene Ontology annotation, molecular function: small molecule binding. The record is from RefSeq and is a predicted model, not a curated record. The transcript has 7 exons. Bases 103 to 633 code for a protein of 176 amino acids.
ACAUCCCUGGCCACGGGGGAUAUAAAGGGCACCGAGUGAGCAGCCAGAGCAGACCUUCCCCAGGUGACCUGCCUUGUGUGAGAGCCCAGCUAGCGACUAAAGAUGAAGAGCCUGCUCUUGACCUUCAUGCUUCUGGGGCUGGUGGCUAUCCUGAAGGCCCAGGAAGUUCCAUCAGAUGACCAGGAGGAUUACUCUGGGACCUGGUAUCCAAAGGCCAUGAUACACAACGGCAGCCUACCCUGUAACAAGAUACCCUUGAAGGUUUUCCCUGUGAAGGUAACAGCCCUGGAAACAGGAGACAUGGAGGCCAACGUUAUAUUAUGGAAGAAUGGUCAGUGUCAUGACAUUAAAGUCCUGAUGAAGAAAACUGAUGAGCCUGGCAAAUUCACCACCUUUCACGGCAAGAAUUUCCUUUAUAUCACUGAGCUGCCGGUGAAGGACCACUAUAUCUUCUACUGUGAAGGCCAUCACCACGGGAAGUCGUACAGCAUGGGAAAGCUUAUGGGGAGAAACCCUGAGGAAAACCCAGAGGCCAUGGAAGAAUUUAAGAAAUUUGUACAGCUUAAGGGACUCAGAGAGGAAAACAUCCUUGUACCAGAGUUAAAAGAGCACUGUGUGCCUGAAAGCGACUAGGCAGCUACCCAGGUCUGCACCUGCUGAGCAAGCCUUGUUGCCCAAACCUUACUUGGACAUCCCUGUACCACACCUCUCUUGGACCAAACUCUCCACUGCUCCUCC